AAUGAAACUGACGGGAUUAUAAAACUGGAUUGAUCCUUUUGAAAACAAAACUACAUUAAGAUAGGGCAAUAAGGCCCCCAGCUAUAGCCUGUCGCAAGGACGGAAACAUUUAAAAAAAAUGAAAAUUGUUUUCAAUAAACAUUAUAGUUUAUACAAUUAGCAGUACAUAAUCAUCGUAAUGCAUUAAAUAACUAGGUAAUUACAUAAUUUAUAAAAAUAAAGAACUAAUCUAUUUUCUUUGUAAAGUUGAAAUAUUAAAUCCGUGAUUAAUUGCAUAAGUAUAGCAAUUAGCAAUAUGUCUGAAUCUUAUGAAUAUCUCUUCAAAUUUCUAGUAAUAGGCAGUGCAGGUGCAGGCAAAUCAAGUUUACUCAACAACUUCAUAGGAAACAAGUUUAAAGAAGACAGAUGCCACACUAUUGGUGUGGAGUUUGGCUCUAAAAUAGUAAAUAUUGGAGGAAAAUCUACGAAACUACAGAUUUGGGAUACAGCAGGGCAGGAAAGGUUCAGAUCAGUUACCCGGUCUUACUACAGAGGCGCAGCUGGUGCUCUUCUUGUCUAUGAUACAACCUCUAGAGAUUCAUUCAAUAGCCUGGCUAAUUGGUUGAGAGAUGCGAGAACUCUGGCGAGCCCCAAUAUUGUUAUUCUGCUAGUGGGCAAUAAGAGAGAUUUAGAAGAAUCAAGGGAAGUGACAUUUACUGAAGCAAGCCAAUUUGCACAAGACAAUGAAUUAAUGUUCCUGGAAACAAGCGCUAAAACUGGAGAAAAUGUUGAAGAGGCUUUCUUAAAAUGCUCCAAAACAAUAUUGGCCAAGAUAGAGACUGGUGAAUUGGACCCAGAGCGAAUAGGCUCCGGGAUACAAUAUGGUACCGCCACUUCAAAGAGGUUGACAGCUCCGAAGAAACCAUCUCGAACAGGAUAUGAUUGUACAUGUAAUGUUAAAUAAGUUUAUGUAUGUAGAUCGUUAAUUAAUCCGACUACUAGUUACUAUUUUCCUAUAUUAAACUAUACAAUAAAUGAUUUAACUCCACUCGAAAUUGCUGACAUUAAGACACUUUUACAAUUACUUCAAUCAAAUACUCGUUUAACGGCCGUUUUCAAUAACCAUCUAUCCUUAGUUUAACUUACUAACGGCCGUUCCCAAUAUUCAUUCUAUCUCUUACUUGAGAUAAAUAUCGUAACUAUCGUUGACUUUUCUGUCCCAAUCAAUAAACUUAUCGACGGUACCUCAUGUUAUCCGUGCACGCUGUCUGUCAAUAGACGACGUAUAGCUUACCAGCUACCAACAUAUAAAGUUUGUAUGGAAAUUGCAAUUCACGCGUCCCAAUAUAAGGCGAUAAGAAGGCGAGAAAAAUGACUAAUCGGGUAUAUUGGGACAGCUUCAGAUUAAUGACAGCUAAUUACUGACAGUAGAAGGUAGUAAUUUAUCUGUAUCUGUAGAUAGUAUAUUGGGAACGGCCGUAAAGGCAGACAAAUCUAUUUUUUUACGCUUACUAACAUUUCAAUAACCUAUCGACAUGCAGCAUUGGACUAUAACUAUAUUGGACAUAACUAUGGAUAGAUAAGAUCUUGUCAUUAAACGAGAUACGUUAUUGAAAACGGUCGUAAAAGAUUUGUGUUACUAGAAUAUAGUUUUGAUAGGUCAUAUUGCGAACAUAAUUUUAUUGUAGGUCUCAAAAAUCUCUUUUCAGUAAUGAUUAAAAUUGCUACCAAUACUCAAGUGCUACCAAUUACCUUAAAAAAUCUGUAAUUGUUAUAUACAUUAUAAUUCAUAGAUCAUUUAAAAGUUAUUCUUAUUAAAAGUGUAAAUACAAAUUUAACGUAUUUAGAUGAAAUUCGAAUUUGUGAAACAGGUUAUUAGGUGAUUGGUAAUUGUAAGUAAAAUGUGUAAAUAGCUUCUAAAAUAUCUUACCUAUCUAAAUGUGAUUUAAGAAUAAAUUAAGAUUAAGAACUUGAAUUCUAAAUUCAGCUAAUUGGAUUAAUAUUAGGUAAACUGUCGUUAGGCAAAAUUAUGAAAAAAUAAGUCACAUAAUAGAUGCUUUGAGAAUACAUGUUGUUUGUAGUAUUUAGACCAUAGAUUUAAAACAUACCAGUGUAUAGACGGGCUGACAGCCCGCUAUUUCGUGACCAAUUUUGAUUUGUCGCUGUUGUGUUACCUAGUGCCACUGACCUGUAUAAAUACCACUCGACAGGCUGUUCCAUAUGUUUGACAGCAAAUUUUUUGUGCCUAUUUGAAGCGCCACUCGCGAGCGUCCAGAGAACUAGUUUUGACGUAUAAUACAUGGCUGCGAAGGAACGUACAAUACUCUGAAGUAUUUUUGCAUUUUGAAUUAAUUUCGUUCGUUUCGGAGUUAUUUAUACUUCAAGAAUCAACGUAAUAAAGUAUACAAUAUUGUUUGUAAAUAGUUUCCCACCAUUUAUUGAUGUUUGCUGAGGUUGUCAUCACUAGUUUUAGUACCGCAGACUCUCGCUACAUGGCCAACAGCGCCAAAAUGGCGAAUAUCAAACAGGCACAAAGGCACUUUGACAGCCGCCAGUCCAGUGGUAUAUAGUAAGUGCCUAGUGGUUUAAUAUUUCUAAUGCCAAGUACGGCUGACUGUUUACGACUCGCCAACCAUAAUCAGUUACAGUAACAUAAUAGAUUCGCUUUCCUUUUCUAUCUUGUUGUAUUUCCGUUUGAGAUAUUCUUGUCUCUUGCACACUUUGUUUUUCUAUCCGUUAAUAUUUAUUUUAUUUUAUUUAUUUGUUUACAACACUUACGUCUAGCCUUACAGGAAUAUUCCUAAUGCGCGAGUGUAACAUUCACCUUAAAAAAUAAUGUAACAUUUAAAAUGAGCAUUAAUUAAAAAAUAAAAAUAUAGAGAUAAACUUAAUCUUACAAUCAUAUAAUAAUCUUAUCUUAAAAUUAAGAAGAAACCUAAUAUUAUAAUUACUAUUUAUUACUAUAAUAACAUAUAGCCCACAUUGCAAGCCUUGUGAGUUUACGUAGAGUAUUGCAAGUCUGAUUUAGACAGACAGUCGCUACUUCAAAUAUUUGAACCUCAGAUCAUUUAUACGAAAAUUUAUUGAAUCAGGCGUUAUUUGGCGGAAAUCCAUAAUAAUUAUUCAAAUGAAAUUUGAAAACAAAAUGUAUAUUUCUGUGUUUCUUCUAACUUCCAAAAAUUGUUCAAACCAUUUGCUAAGUUGCGUAUUUAUUGAAGUAGGCGUUACUUUGCGGAAAUCCAUAAUUAUACGAAUGAUUUAAGUUUUCUUUAGUGUUAAUUCCGCCAAUAUUUGUUUUUAAACAAUUCGACACGUGUUUCGCCUCUACAGGACGUGUUGUCUCGCCAAAAUCUGGCACGAGACUGAAUCAAAUGAGCGGUGAGCCGGAAGCCGCUCGACGCUCAUUCAUGGGACGCGGGUAUAAAAAACUUAAAUCGUUUGUAUAAGUUGCGUAUUUUAACGAAGUUGUACAAACACCCUUUAGAUAUGUAUAACUACGGCGAAGGAUCUCAGACGUAACUUUAAUGUUUUGGAAAAUAAUAAAAUUGCUAAAUUAAAUAAUUCAAUCCAAAGCUCAAGUUAUUAAUACCAAUAGAAGUCGUGUGAGAAACUUUCUCAAAUUUUUGUUACAUGUUGUGAUUGUAUUAUCGGUAAUUAGGUAACCGAAAGCUAUGUAGGUAUUACCGUACAUAUUUUGAUGUGAUAUGCUGGUCGUUAUUUCAAUAUAAUUAUUUCAGUAGUGACGAACAAUUCUGCCCAUAAAGAACAGCAAUUUUCUCUUUCAAAUGUUGUGAUCUUGAAUUUUUGUUUACUUACUAAUUGAAAUCAAAUAAUUCACUAAUACGUCAUGCCACAUCUUAAACACUCGGUUUGUAUGUCACUUUGUGUUAGUGUGCGUGCAUUGCGCAAAAUAGGAGGCUAACGUUAAUCUCGAUUUUUCGACGUUUUCACAGUUAUCACAGUCUAUCGACGUAUGAAUGAUCUAUGCCGAGAUAUGUUUUUUUCGUUUACCAAAUAUUUAUUAUAUGACGGUUAAUUAGUUUAGUUAUCUUUAUUAUUAACGAUUUUCAGUGGACAAAGUCAUUGUCAACUAUAUUGUAUCGAUAAGUUAACUGGGUUAAUUUUUGUUUUUUUAGACCCACAAAUUGUAAAUCUCAUCUAGAAUUAGUGUUACUUAAGUUUAGAUAAGUUUAUGUGAAUCUCUACACAGUCUCUCCUAUGUUAUUUGUUUACAUAAAACUAUUGAUUAAAAAUGAUAAGUAGAUGUUUUUUGUUUCUUUCUAUGGCACUGCACAGUAUCAUGUGCAGCCAAGAUCAUGUGAAAGAUGCGCGCGUGACGCAAUUUGACAGUUGAGUGACGUAAAACGGCGCUAGUGACACAUUUAGAAUCUUUUUUUUUUAUGUUUUAAUUACGUUAUCGUUUGUACAUUAUUUCAAUCUGUCAUUUUGCUGCACGGUACUCUUUUUUAAGUUAUGAUUAUUUUGUGUGUUUAUUAUGUGUCUGUCUUAGAUUAAGGAUUGGUCUCCGCUGUGCUCAAACUGAUACCUCACUACCUAAGAAAAAUAGUUUUUUGAUUACACCAACUAUUAGAUGCUUGUGUGCGUGGCAUCUUGACACUCAAUGGCAACUUUCAAAUUUUAUACUAUAUAAUAAAAUAAAAAUAAUUACUGAUGUAAUUUUUUCAAAGUUUUUCUACACAGCCCUGCAUUUUAAUUUUAGAAUUAUUAGCAAAGUUUAACAGACCACGUGGCACGUCAACGUCACACAUUGUUCGAGACUGGCUCGAGUUCGCCCAUUUGGGUGUAGUAAAAGUUGCAGCACUUUGCGACUACACAUCUAUUUCCGCAGCGGAAACCAAUCCUUAAUAUAAGGAUGUCUUAAUAUAUAUAUAUUACGUGACACGUUGUUUGUCCGCGAUGGACUCCGAUAAUAUGUAAUGAACGGAUUUUAAUGGGGAUUACUUCAUAAUAUAAUAUAAUAAUAAUAAUAUUGACACACUUUUCACACAAAUUAUCUUCCCCCAAGUUAAGCAUAUAUAGCCUGUGUUAUGGGUUACAAGACAAUGAUAUAUUAAAUACAAUAUACUUACUUAAACAUACAUAAAUACUUUUAAACAUCCGUGACUCGGAAACAAACAUCCAUAUUCAUCAUAUAAAUGCUUGCACCUACCGGGAUUCGAAAACGGGGCCUCUAUCUUCAUGGAGUGCAGUUUGGUCCAACUUGAGAGAUAGGAUAGUUUUUGUUUCGAUUUGGAACCCAUAAUUAUUUUUAUUUUCAAUAUUUGUUUUAUAUGGACAUAUUUUCUGUGAGAGAAUUUAUUAACGCACGGUUUGACAGUUCUACUGUGAAACAAUUUCAUUAUAACAACAAGGAGCAUAUGUUACGAAAUAAUUCUUGAUGUUAUGAAAAAUUGUUGACAAAUACAUAAAAACAGUAUUUUAUUUAUUAUGUACAGAACAACGUCUGUCGAGUCAGCUAGUUAUAAUAUAAUUGUAACAUAUAUAAAGCUUUAAGGACUCUGUUCAGACAACUUUUAAAAUUAGUUAUUGUACGUCAAAAACUACCACCCAUUCGAAAUAUGUCUCAGUCCUGAGAGAUGGGCGCAUGAAACUUAGCGACCUUUUUUAUUUAAAUUUCGUUACGAUAUAAUAUGUAAUAUACAGUAAAAUUAAUUUUCAUUUCUCAUACUCGGAAAGUAAUGUUGUUUUGAUCUGAUAAUUGGGUGGAAAAUGCUGGUUCCCUCCAUAGAGAGGGAAAAACUCGUACAAAUUACUUUCUACCUAAGGGCCGGAAUGAACUUUAAAAAUAGAACUGCUGUCAGCUGUGAAGAAUUUUAUGUAAAAAAAAAAAAACUAUUUAAAAUAAUGCUGCGGCCAUGUGACUUUCUAAACAGCCAGUGUGAACUUAGCGCACACUUCUUUCAGCGGAAUAAGUCGCAACAAUUCCGUUCCAUAUUUAAAAUUUACAAAGUCGACAUAAAUUGUCCUAAUUUGACAAUUAAUUUUAAAUAUCAAUAAAUAGUUUAGAUAAAAAACUAGUACUUACUAUUUUCUUCAUAUUCGAAAUGAAAAGUAGAGUAUUUAACACGGGUAAAAUAAUCAAUUCCUACUCGGACUAUAGCGGCGGUCUAAAUACCUCGGGAAUUGUUUCUUUCGACCCUCGGUUAACAAUCUACUAUUUUAAAUUUAUAAUUAUUUUUAAAAUUCCCACCCAGUCUGUGGUAUCACUAUCGCAUUAUGAAAGUAAUUUAUGUUACAGUAACCUUUACCACACAAACGUUUUUAGCAAUUCUCUUGAAUUUGUUAACACAUUUGUUUUGUACAUCUUCUGGGAUCAUGUUGUAAAAGCAUAUAUAUCACCCAAUAAAAAUUCGACAACCGAGUAGUAGGCAUAACUUGUUUCUCUGUUAUUAUGAUUGUCGCAGCUUCAAGCAAAUUCGUUAAUGUGCUUAUGAAUAUAUACAGAACAUUAUCAAGAAUAUAUUGAAUAAAACACUUUAAAUAUUUA
Leptidea sinapis is the source of this 6487-nucleotide messenger RNA. It is a transcript of the gene Rab4, whose product is annotated as ras-related protein Rab-4B-like. The coding region runs from base 296 to 943 and encodes 215 amino acids. Lineage: Eukaryota; Metazoa; Arthropoda; Insecta; Lepidoptera; Pieridae. Gene Ontology annotation, cellular component: endosome. Gene Ontology annotation, molecular function: GTP binding; GTPase activity. The transcript is spliced from 4 exons. Gene Ontology annotation, biological process: regulation of endocytosis. The record is from RefSeq and is a predicted model, not a curated record.